Zonotrichia albicollis (white-throated sparrow) is the source of this 1392-nucleotide messenger RNA. The record is from RefSeq and is a predicted model, not a curated record. NCBI's taxonomy places the organism in Eukaryota, Metazoa, Chordata, Aves, Passeriformes, Passerellidae.
UGAUCUCCUCCUGGACCCACCAUGGUGUUCCAGAUCUCCUCCAGGUCCCACCUUGGUGCCCCUCAAUCUUCUCCAGGUCCUCCAGGUCCCACCUUGGUGGCCCCACCACUGCCAGGAGUCAUCUUGGUGACCCCAAAUCUCCUCCAGCUCCAACCUUGGUUCCCCCGAUCUCCUCCAGGUGCCCCCAAACCUCCAGCAGGUCCCACCUUGGUGCCCCCACCUCUUCCAGGUCCUCCAGGUCCCACCUUGGUGACCCCAAUCUCCACCAGGUCCCACCUUGGUGACCCCAAACCUUCUCCAGGUCCCACCUUGGUGACCCCAGAUCUCCACCAGGUCCCACCUUGGGGUCCUCCAAGUUCCAGCAGGUGCCACCUUGGUGUCCCCACCACUUCCAGGUCCCACCUUUGGUGUCCCCAAACCUCCAGCAGGUCCCACUUUGGUGUCUCCCAAGUCCCACCAGGUCCCACCUUGGUGACCUCCAACUUCCAGCAGGUGCCACCUUGGUGCCCUUCAAUCUUCUUCAGAUCUUCCAGGUCCCACCUUGGUGCCCCCACCACUCCCAUUUCCCACCUUGGUGACCGCAAACCUUCUCCAGGUCCCACCUUGGUGACCCCAAUGUCCAUCAGGUCCCACCUUGGUGACCCCAAACCUUCUCCAGGUCCCACCUUGGUGACCCCAAUCCCCAGCAGGUGCCACCUUGGUUCUCCUCAAUGUUCUUCAGCUCCUCAAGGUUCCACCUUGGUGACCCCAAUGUCCAUCAGGUCCCACCUUGGUGACACCAAUCUCCAGCAGGUCCCACCUUGGUGCCCCUCAAUGUUCUCCAGGUUCUCCAGGUCCCACCUUGGUGACACCAAAUCUCCACCAGGUCCCACCUUGGUGACCCCAAACCUUCUCCAGGUCCCACCUUGGUGCCCCUCAAUGUUCUCCAGGUCCUCCAGGUCCCACCUUGGUGCCCCCACCACUUCCAGGUCCCACCUUGGUGACCUCAGAUCUCCUCCAGGUCCCACCUUGGUGCCCCCAAUGUCCAUCAGGUCCCCAAAAUGGAGAGGUCCCCACAGUGGGGGGGUCCCCAAGAUCCUGGGAUGGUCCCCAAGGCUGGGAGGGGGGGUCCCCCAAAAUGGGACGGUCCCCAAAAUUGGGGGGUUGGUCCCAAAAUGGCCACCAAGUCCUGGGGGAGGUCCCCAAGGUGGAGAAGGUCCCCAAAAUGGGGAUGGUCCCAAAAAUGGGGGUCCCAUGGGUGACGUCCCCAAACUGGGGGGGGGUCCCUAAAGUGGGGGGGUCCCCAAAUUAGGGUGGGGGUCCCCAAAAUGGUGGGUCCCAUUGAAAGUCCCUAAAAUGGGGGGGGGUCCCCAAGGUGGGGGUGCUCCCCUAAAAUGGGGGGUCCCCAAAAUG